AUGAACCACGCUCUAGCUCUUACUCUCCUGCUGGGCCUCUGCUGCUCGGCCUGGGCCCAGACUGAGUUGGAAACCAGAGCCAGGGAGUUUCUCAAGAAGUUCGAUGAACAAGCGUCAGCGCUGAUGUACAACUAUUCUCUAGCGUCAUGGGCAUAUAACACUGACAUCUCUCAGGAAAAUGCCAACAAAGAGUCUGAACAAGGUGCCCUAUGGGGAGCAUUCUACGCUGAAAUGUCGGCAGAGUCCGCAAACUUUCCAAUAGAUCAAAUCAAAGACCGAGAAAUCAAACUGCAGCUUAUCUCCCUCCAGGACAAAGGCUCGGGGGCGCUGUCUCCGGACAAACAGGCUCAUCUGGGGAAGGUCAUGAAUGAGAUGAGUACGAUCUACAGCACCGCCACCGUGUGUCUCCCUGACGACCCUUUUAACUGCCAGACGCUGGAGCCAGGUUUGGAGGAGGUCAUGUUCUACAGUAAAGAUUAUUAUGAGCGGCUGCAUGUCUGGGAGGGCUGGAGACAGGAAGUGGGUAAAAGGAUGAGGACGCUGUAUGAAGACUACGUAGAUCUGAAGAACGAAGCAGCCAAACUCAACGGUUUUGAGGACUAUGGGGCGUACUGGAGAUAUAACUAUGAAACCAUCGAAGAGCAGCCUCCCUACACUUACACCCGAGAUGAGCUCAUGCAAGACGUCCGCAAAAUAUACCACCAGAUCAUGCCUCUGUACAAAGAGCUCCAUGCUUACGUCAGGGCCAAACUGAUGGACGUCUACCCCGGACACAUCCACCCUCAUGGCCCUCUGCCCGCCCAUCUGCUCGGUGACAUGUGGGGACGAUUCUGGACCAACCUGUAUCCUCUGUCCAUCCCCUUCCCCGACAGACCAGAUAUCGACGUCAGCAAAACCAUGGUCGAGCAGGGUUGGAAGGAGCAGCAGUUCUUUCAGGAGGCAGAGAAGUUCUUCAUGUCUGUGGGCCUGUACAAAAUGUUUGAUAAUUUCUGGACCGAAUCGAUGUUUGUGAAACCCGAAGAUGGACGCAAAGUCGUGUGUCACCCAACCGCCUGGGACAUGGGCAACCAAAAGGACUACAGGAUCAAAAUGUGCACUAAAAUCACCAUGGAAGACUUCCUGACGGUGCACCACGAGAUGGGGCAUAACCAGUACCAGAUGGCCUACCGGAACCUGUCCUACCUGCUGCGGGACGGGGCCAACGAGGGCUUCCACGAGGCGGUGGGCGAGAUCAUGUCCCUGUCUGCGGCCACGCCCUCUCACCUGCAGAGUCUGGGGCUGCUUCCUCACGACUUCGUAUACGACUCAAAUACGGAGAUAAACUUCCUGUUGAAGCAGGCUCUGACCAUCGUGGCCACGCUGCCGUUCACCUACCAGCUGGAGGAGUGGAGGUGGCAGGUCUUUGCCGGAACCAUCCCCAAAGAUCAAUGGAUGAAAACCUGGUGGCAGAUGAAGAGGGAGAUGGUGGGAGUGGUGGAGCCAGUUCCUCAUGACGAGACCUACUGUGACCCCCCUGCUCUGUUCCACGUGUCCGGAGACUAUUCCUUCAUCAGAUAUUUCACCAGGACGAUUUAUCAGUUCCAGUUUCAGAAGGCUCUGUGUGACGCGAAGGGACACACGGGAGACCUGGCCUCAUGUGACAUCACCAACUCCACCAUAGCAGGAGAAAAGCUCAGGAACAUGCUGGAGCUGGGUCGGUCACAGUCAUGGACCAGGGCCUUGGAAACCAUCUCUGGACACGUGAGGAUGGAUGCACAGCCACUGCUCGACUACUUCCACAAACUCUUUGUGUGGCUCCAAGAGGACAACAAGAAACAUGGCCGUAUUGUGGGCUGGAACCCCACCAUAGACCCUUUUUCGGAAAAUGGCGUCAAAGUGAGGAUCAGUUUGAAAGCUGCAAUGGGCGACAAUGCUUAUCCUUGGAAUGACAAUGAGUUGUUCCUGUUUAAAUCCAACAUCGCCUACGCCCUGAGACAGUACUACCAGCUCAAGAAGAACACCACUGUUAUGCUCACAUCAGACAAUGUCAUAGUUUAUGACCAGACUCCAAGAAUCUCCUUCUACGUCGUGGUGAAAAACCCAGCCGGAAUGAACCAGUUUUUCCCCAAAGAAGACAUAGAGGAAGCUAUCAGACUGUCUCGUGGGAGAAUCAACGAUGCCUUCCAGCUCAGUGACAGCACUCUGGAGUUUGUGGGCGUGCCUCCGACUUUAUCUCCGCCUGCUGAGCAGCCUGUGGAGGUGUGGCUUGUCAUAUUUGGGGUGGUCAUGGGACUUGUAGUCCUCACCGGCAUCUAUAUGGUGUUCUCCGGUAUCAGGGAACGCAGGAGGAAAGUCGUUAAAGAUGAAGUUUUGGAAAACCCAUAUGACUUAGACGGACACUCCAACAAAGGUUUUGAGAGCGAGAAUGAACAAACUGGAUUUUAGGAGUUUAACUCAGUGAACCCUUAAAUAAUGUGAU
Messenger RNA from Boleophthalmus pectinirostris (great blue-spotted mudskipper), 2458 nucleotides. RefSeq names its product angiotensin I converting enzyme 2 (gene ace2). The record is from RefSeq and is a predicted model, not a curated record. Gene Ontology annotation, biological process: proteolysis. Gene Ontology annotation, cellular component: plasma membrane. The transcript is spliced from 18 exons. Gene Ontology annotation, molecular function: metallopeptidase activity; peptidyl-dipeptidase activity. Lineage: Eukaryota; Metazoa; Chordata; Actinopteri; Gobiiformes; Gobiidae. Bases 1 to 2424 code for a protein of 807 amino acids.